Octopus bimaculoides (California two-spot octopus) is the source of this 1167-nucleotide messenger RNA. RefSeq lists its product as uncharacterized. Lineage: Eukaryota; Metazoa; Mollusca; Cephalopoda; Octopoda; Octopodidae. The record is from RefSeq and is a predicted model, not a curated record.
CAAAUACAGAACUUCAGCCGGACUAUCUACCAGAUAUCUUGACCCUAUGUAAAAAAUUUUUUGAGAUAAAAUAAUAAUAAAUUACACCAUUGCACGAUCAUAAAAUUUUAGUUUAAUGAUAUUUUCUGGUACAUUUUUAUUUUAUCUGUCGUGAAGUAAUGCCAUAUUUGUAUCAGAUAUUAAGAAUAAUAAUGAUUUAGAAAUCGAUAGCAUUAUCUUGAAACGAGAGCAACAUAAAUACAAAAUAUUAAAUUGACGAACGUUUUUCAAGUGUACCUGUAAGGACCUAACCCGCUGUGAUGUCGGUGUUACCCAGUGCAGUAACGGUGGUGUCAUUCUUCAUGAACUUCCUCCCAUACAAUUCAAAACAGAAGUUUUGGUAAAUUUUUCUUUGUACAAAUUCGAAAUUCCUGUGUCUCAAUGUAAUGACAUAAACAGUUAGAGAAAUUAAAAUUACACAUUUAAAUCAAUAUCAUCUACACAGGCGUAGACAGGUCCAGAGAUUGUCUUCACAGACAAGACAGGUCCACACACACACACUCAGACACAUAAUCGGUGUACAUGUUUCUUUAAUACACGAGUAUGUUUGAUUAUUGUUUAUAUUUUAUGUAUGGUAUAUGCCACGUCCAUUGUAUGUAUGUAGUAUUUCCAUGAAAUUCGAAUGGAGGAUUUGGGGAAUGUUUUAUGAUCCUCUCUGGCCCUCUAAUCGGCUGAAUCUGGUGGAUGUGAGUCAGUUUACAUUGUUCUUUCUAGGAAAUAUGCCACCAUUUCGAAUUAUGCCUCCAAAGAAGAGAGUUUGCUGGGGAAAGAAAGCAACCGGUUUAGAAAGACAGCAACAGACUGCAGCAAUUCACCACAUUCCAGAAGCUCCUUUAAACAUAAUGCAAAAUGGUGCAUCAACAUCUACUGCCCAAUCUGAUAGAAUUCUGGCAGAACUGUGUAGCAACAGAUCGCCAGCAAUUGCUUCAUCAGAAAUUGCCAUGUUACCUCCUGCUAAAAGGGAUUACCCUGCUAUGUAUAAUCAGGGCAGCGCAAAAAGUUGUUUUGCACAAGCAUUUCUAUAGCCAAUUAGACGAAUGAAAUUUACGUAUGCUUAAUAAUGUUAUGCAAAACAGCCUUCAGACUUUCCCUAUUAAUUUCAUCGUCUUUUGAAUUAUGAACAUAUUU